AGGUUUGUUCAACUUGGGCAAGGAGCUUGAACUGUCAAGGCAUGUCACUGAGACAAAAUGUCGCCUACGCUGGUUCGGGAGCGAUAUCGAUCCCAGGGAGGCAGGGCAAGAUGGGAGGGGGCAGCGUGCAAGACCUUAGCGCCUACAUGGAGGAAUUCUGUUCGUCAGUGAAGAAUGUCCCAGCAGAGAUAAAGCGAAACUUUGCCCUCAUCAACUCUCUGGACUCGAAGGUGAUCGACUUGAAGGACAAGAUCAACCAGGAUAGUCAAGUUUACAGCUCAGCAAAGAACAGGAACUCGACGGAUAUGAUUGAACUCAAGAAAUCAAUCGACAAGAACCAAACGGAUUGCUUGCAAUAUUCAGAAGAAAAGGUCAGCACUGCACAAGCUUGUUUGGAGCUUGUUGCAUCGAAAUUGAAACAGCUUGAUGACGAUAUCAGCAACAUUGACGAAAGUCUCUUUACAAACCAGAACGACGAUGCGGAGGAAGAACCAACGGGAAGAGGCGCAGGCAGACCCAGUCUUGGUGCAAACGACAAGAAAC
Molecule: messenger RNA, 543 nt
Organism: Guillardia theta CCMP2712
Lineage: Eukaryota; Cryptophyceae; Pyrenomonadales; Geminigeraceae
Exons: 7
Source: RefSeq, a predicted model, not a curated record